AUGUCUUCUUCGCCGUUGUCCAAAACGACAGCGGCUAGCAUUCCAAAGAUAACAGAACUUCGCAAUGAACUUGAUUACGGCAACCCACAAUUGCCACGAUGCAUGGCUUUCUACGACGACAUCAGGGUUUUUAGGAGGAAAUAUCGAACAAGCCAAGGUGUUCCCGGCGUCAACCUUUGGGAUUGGAAGUCCCGCGAGCACCAAGCAGGCCUGACAGAGAUGACACAGGCCUACCUCGAUGAAGAGGGAAACGGGCGUGUAUUCUGGCCCGCUGAGGAAUCAUCGCCCAACCGAAACAGACUUAACUACUCCAUAGACCAUCUUCGAAUCAAGCGCCUCAUCAAGCAGCUUUUCUUCCGCCUGAACCUGCAGCAGUACCGCAAUAACAAAUACAAGCACAAGGACAAGUCAGAACGCCAGACUCCCGAUGAACGGGGCCACAGCGUGGAAACGGCAAUUGAAGUCGACAGCCCCCAACCUACAAAUUCACCCAAGCCUGCUCCUGCCGCUUCAAUACCAAAAUACGUCCAUUUGAGGCGAUCAAUCGAGACGGGAACACAAGACGUAGUGCGCAUCACAUAA
Phaeoacremonium minimum UCRPA7 is the source of this 582-nucleotide messenger RNA. RefSeq lists its product as hypothetical. The transcript is spliced from 3 exons. NCBI's taxonomy places the organism in Eukaryota, Fungi, Ascomycota, Sordariomycetes, Togniniales, Togniniaceae. The record is from RefSeq and is a predicted model, not a curated record. Bases 1 to 582 code for a protein of 193 amino acids.